Zea mays is the source of this 1355-nucleotide messenger RNA. RefSeq lists its product as uncharacterized. NCBI's taxonomy places the organism in Eukaryota, Viridiplantae, Streptophyta, Magnoliopsida, Poales, Poaceae. The record is from RefSeq and is a predicted model, not a curated record. The transcript has a single exon. The coding region runs from base 204 to 728 and encodes 174 amino acids.
CCGAUUCCUUGCCUCUUCCCCGUUUAAAUCAUGGAGCAUCAGCCGCUGUUCCCUAUUCCCGGCAGCCGAGCCCCUGCGCGCGCAUCCUCCCGCGCAGUCCCCAGCGCCACCGGCCAACCUCGCCGGCCGAGCUUCCUCGCCUUCAAUCCUUAAGCCGUCGCGCCCCUCAGCUCGCUGGUCGUGACCUCGCCAAGGUUUUUCCCAUGGCCGGCUCACUGCUCAACCCAAACCGAGGUCUUGUACGAAACAGCAUCUCCCAUGGCCGCUGCGUCGCGUUCCUUGUGCUAGCGCAGCUGAACGCCAUACUGCGCAGUGUUUUGUCCGACGUCGAGCUUAGCUCAGUCUCUGUUUCUCUGUGCACGUCGAGUUCCUUGCCGCGCGCUGAGCUUUCUGUCGGUCUCCAACUCGCCAUGGUGUCCAACUCCUGUACCAACCGUGACCUACGCUUGGUCUUCCUAGCUGCGUUGACCUGCGUCGACCUCUGCUCACUUCGCUCGGGAUGUCGUGCUGGGUCGCUCCAUACUUGGUGCACACCCAACCGGGCGUCGCGAUGUUGUGCACCAUGUGUCACCCGUCAUCCUCAUCCUCACCAUGGCCAGCAGCUUCAAAAACAUGGACGCCCAAGCCUUUUCCCCAUCUUUCACGCCCACCUCGGUCUUCAUCCUCAACCUUUGCCAGAAAUUCGGUUAAUUGGGCGAACCAGAAGAUCUCCAGAAUUUUAUGGAUGAAGAAGAAAAUAAAGUCGAAGAGUGACGCUCGCUACAUGCUCGACGAAAGGCGUGAACUGAAGAUUUAUCACUAUUCCUCAAUUGCCGAAUUAAAUUUUAUUGAGGUGAGUGAUUCGCUACUCCUCCAUAAUAGAUCGAAGCAUGGAAUGGUGUCGUAUAUUAGAUGCGAUAAUUUUCUUGUCGUGGUUAGGAUGCGUUGUGGCUGUAUUAAAUAUUCGUUGAUGUAUCAUAUGUGCGAUGUAUGUUUGAAUUGGUGACGAGAAGGAUAGGUCUAGUAUUUUUAUUGACUAGCCAUCAUAUUUUUCAGGAUUAUGCUAGUUUUGUUUAUUAAGAUGUAGUCGAUGCUCGGCUCUAGUAGUCAUUAUUUUCUAUGUUCGGUGACCGAUUAAAUGUCUUAAGUUGAUGAGAACGUAGAUUAGACAAGGAGUGCUUAGGUAGACGUGUAGGUCUAGUACGCUUGAAUCAGUUCUAUGUUUACGACGUGAAGUAUAACGAUGAUGCGUGGAAUAAAUUUAGUAUUUAAUUAAUUAGCUGAUAAGUCGCGUUUAGGCUAAUUGAAUUUAAAGUGUAUGAUUUGUUGUUUGUGAUGUUUGCGUUAGGAUCGUUAAUCUAGAGAAGCGUAAUUAU